AUGAUUGUAGAGCCAAGCUCCUCCUCAAAGGGCAAGACGGGUCAUGCCUCCAUAUUCUCAUCCCAGUCACCUAUCUUUAUUCUGCCAACUCACCUCUCUCUGGAGGCGUUGGACGAGAUAGAAGGCCGGCUGGUUCAAUAUGGUGGAAAUUUGACCUAUGACAUUGCCGAAGCCGCCCUGGUACUGGGGAAAGUGACGCGUGCAAAACGCGCAGCCUUGGAAUUGCGCUCGCGUGGUGUCUGGACAGAGGAGCUUGCUCCAAAGGCAGCUUCAAAAACAAUUGCUGGUGGCACAGAGCCCCCCUUGAAACGCAAACGUACAGAACACUACGAUGGGACCAAGAGUGCUCCGAUUGAGAUCAUCGAUCUUAGUACCGGGUCGGAGAACGAGGAUGGAGUUAUGGCCCCGGUCCAAACGCCAGAGCCAUGUGGAAACUUAGUCACAGUCCUGAAGCACGAGUGGCUAGAGGCUUCUAUCAAAUCUGGUGAAUGUGUGCCAAAAGGUCCCUACAUCAUCUACCGUGGGCGAAAGAUUCCCACUCCCGCCACAGCAAAGCAAAAGCAACUUGAAAUAAAGUCAAACCAAAUCAUCCAGCGUGCAAAGCAGGAUGCUAGUUCACCGGCACCAUCAACCCAACCAUCAGAUCACUUCCAAGCAAGACGCUCAAAAGAACCUCCCGGCGGAGCUCCCAGGCGACCGCGACCAACCUUAUACCGACAAACGACUUCCGAGCAAGAAGAAAACAGCCCACGCCCGCAACCAGACUGGGUUCGCGAUCAAGUCGUAUUAUCAUGUCUUCGCUCAACGCCUCUUCACCCUCCAAAUGAAGAAUUCAUCUCGCAGCUUGUCAAGAUUAGACACAUCCGGGAACUCACUCUCGACGAGAUCGGCGUGCGGGCGUACAGUACCUCUAUCGCAGCGGUAGCAGCGUACCCGCACCUUAUCCGGCGGCCGAGCGAGGUCCUCGCUUUACCCGGGUGCGAUGUUAAGAUCGCAGACCUAUUCGCACAAUUCCAGCAGAAGGGUGGUUGCGAGCACACUGAUGAUGAUGGAAACGUUGCCGCCGCCGAUGCACUGGAGACAGACCCUGUUCUCCGCGUUCUGGACUCCUUCUAUCAGAUCUGGGGCGUCGGCGCGAAGACAGCGCGAGAGUUCUACCAUCGCGGCUGGCGCGAGCUAGAUGACGUUGUUGAACAUGGGUGGAGCACGCUAUCACGGGUCCAGCAGAUCGGAGUGAAGUUCUACGAAGAGUUCCAGGAAGGGAUUCCUCGUGCAGAGAGCGAAGCCAUUGCGAAUAUAAUCCGGGACCAUGCUAGUCGCAUACGAUCGGGCGGCAUUGAUUGUGUUCUUGUUGGCGGAUACCGACGGGGCAAAGAGCUCAGUGGAGAUGUUGAUAUUAUCUUGACUCAUCGUGACGAUGCCGUGACUCGGAAUCUUGUCGUAGAUAUUGUUGCGAGUCUUGAGGCUGAGCGGUAUAUUACUCAUACGCUUUCGUUGCAUUUGACGUCUUCGAAUCGGGAGCAGCAGACGUUACCCUUCCGGGGGGAUGAUACGAGGAGGUUUGAUACUUUAGAUAAGGCGUUGGUUGUCUGGCAAGAUCCGCAUUUUGAAUCUACGAAUGCGGGUGCUGAAGGGAGUCGGAAGAAGAAUCCGAACAUUCAUCGUCGUGUUGAUAUUAUCAUAUCGCCCUGGCGUACGGUUGGCUGUGCAGUUCUCGGCUGGUCUGGGGACACGACUUUUCAGCGAGAUCUACGACGACACGCGAAGAAAGCACACUUGUGGAAGUUUGAUUCCAGUGGGGUGCGAGAUCAAAGUACUGGGAACCAGCUUGACUUGGAACAUGGUGGAGAGACCUGGGAGGAGAGGGAGAGGCUUGUGAUGGAGGGACUGGGGGUUGGCUGGAGGCCACCGGAGGAAAGGUGUUCGAGAUAG
Penicillium paradoxum is the source of this 1932-nucleotide messenger RNA. RefSeq names its product type-X family DNA polymerase. Gene Ontology annotation, biological process: double-strand break repair via nonhomologous end joining. Bases 1 to 1932 code for a protein of 643 amino acids. Gene Ontology annotation, molecular function: DNA binding; DNA-directed DNA polymerase activity. Gene Ontology annotation, cellular component: nucleus. The transcript has a single exon. The record is from RefSeq and is a predicted model, not a curated record. NCBI's taxonomy places the organism in Eukaryota, Fungi, Ascomycota, Eurotiomycetes, Eurotiales, Aspergillaceae.